Molecule: messenger RNA, 1537 nt
Organism: Klebsormidium nitens
Lineage: Eukaryota; Viridiplantae; Streptophyta; Klebsormidiophyceae; Klebsormidiales; Klebsormidiaceae
Source: the annotation of a GenBank genome assembly
GCUCAUCAUGCAACUUGCAAGCUGCUCUUCGUUCUUGCAGGCUUGCAAUUCUGAAGCUAUGCAUGGGCAACUGUGCAGCAAAUGUAGGAGGUGGUGAAGUGAAAGAGAAGGAGAAGCAGAUCAGGGAGCCAGGAAGGAGGGGAAGCUUGGACGAGCUGCGAUUUGCAGGAGUGCUUUGGAGUGGUUGCUGAUUGAAGUGGUUGUUGUGAUUGCUGCAGGCUGCAAAAGCAGAUCAGGGAGAGCCAGCUGUGGAGCUUCUUAGGUUUGAUCUUGGCGACCACUCUGGUGAUCUACUGAUAGUUCGAUCAGCCAGAGUUGUCCUGAAAACAUGGAGUGCACAGCAGCUGCAACAAGUCUCGGGGCCCCCCUUUCUUGCUUGGGAGGGGCGCAGUCAAGGAAGCUGGCUGCCCCAUCACAUGCAUCAUGGAUCCUACCUGCAUCUCUUAAGUCGUUCACCGGUACCCCUUUGAGCAGCUCAGCCCAGUCUCCAGCACUCCGAUACAGAUCAGGACAGAAGUCAGUUGUAGCAGUGAUGGGAGGAGUGCCUCCCAGGCACUGCACCUUAAGAGAGUUUGGGGAAGGUGUUGACGAUACUCAGCUUAUGCUGAGACCAAUCAGGGUCAGGGCUUCAAAUGGAGGUGGAGAGGCUCCCCAGGCUACGGUCCUGGAGCUGAUUGCAGCGAACGCUGAGGCGAGCGCGCAGGUGUCCAGUUUUGAGACAGUGGCGGGAAGGGCAGCGAUGAUGGGCUUUCUGAUGGCCACAGUGGAUGAGUCUGUGACUGGAACCAGCCUGUUCCAGGACAUUAACGCGGACGCUCUUGUCCCCUUUUUGAUGCUUCUGGCUGCGGUCUGCGCGGCAGCAGGGUCAGCGGCCUUGGCCUGGCGGGCAUCGAACCAUGUUGCUGGUAUUCUGCAGAGGGGUUGUAGGAACAUAGUGGACACUGCUGUUGACAAUAUCAUCGAAGGGUUGUUCUUUGAGUCAUCGGAUGCUCAAGCUUGGGACUCCGAACAGAAGCAGGGCUAAUGGGGGGGUUGUCCAUGACCUGAACACAAGUAGAGGCUAGUGCGAGGGGUUUUGAUCAUUGGCCAGAACACUACCAGGGGUACAGGCAACGAGUUGGGGACUGUAAAUAAUUUUUUGUACAAAAUAAAUCCAGGUACAAGGUGUCAAACAGCUAGAGACUGCAGAUCAGCUUUCGAUUGUCAAGGUUGCAGCAUAUGCGUGCUAGAGUGUAGAGUACUGCAGAUUAUGUGCAUAAUAAUUAUGGUGACAAAGCAAUCAUUUAGAUGCAGCUUGUGACAGUAGAGCCACAAAGGAGCAGAUGUUGUCUACAUAACAUAGUUAGUCAUUCGAACACUAAAUUAGAGUAGAAGGCUUGGAUUUGGCUUUGAGUGCACAUUGCUUACUGUUUGAAAACAGCAAACCAUCAGUCUGAGCAAAGCAGCUAAUCAGCUGCAAAGUCUCUUGGGUUCUGCUUUCUCUGCUCAGUACCUGGGGUCAAGGAUGCGAAGUUUCUUGAUUUAUUUUUUGUUCAUG